AAACAAGUAAACUUUUCUCAAUUCAACAAACAAUGGCAUUUCCAAUUUCAUUGUCCCUCUCAACACUUCACUUUCUACCAAAACCAAACAAAACCCAACUCACCUUAUCACCUAAACCUCCAAACUCUAUCUACUCUACAAGAAAAAAGACACAUUUUCCAACACUUAUCAAAACACAGUUCAAUGCUCUAAAACUCCCGCUACGCAUGAGCCCCGGAGAAGGACCGGACCACAACGAUCUACUGUACGCAGCCUUACCUUGCAUUAUCGUCGGUAAUUUAUGUCGGAACCUGAAAAAUGCUGCAAUAAUUUUUGGUCUUUCUGGACUUACUUUGACAACCAUAAUGGUGGAGUCUGCAAAUGGUUGUGAGUUAGCUGUAAUGAGUUCUUCUAUUCAAUUUAGUGAACCUUCUAAUGCUCUUUCAUUGCACACUUGGGCUAGUCAUGUUUCAAGUGUUGUUGAAUGGGUAGCUGCGAUGGCUCUCGUUUGGCAAUACGGAGAGAAGUCAGGAUAUGAAUCUUGGAAGGGACUCUCUUGGGCUAUGGUGCCGCUGCUCGGAGGAGCACUCUGUGCCUGCACUUGGCAUUUCUUUUAUAAUGCGGAGUCUCUCGAGGUAGUUGUGGCUCUACAAGCAGCAUUGACAGUAAUUGGUAAUGCAACAAUGUGUUUUGCAGCAUUCCGAAUAUACAGAUCCUCGCAGAAGCAAUCGAAAAAAUUGUGAGCAUCAUCGAGUCCAAUGUACUUCCUCCAAUCGAUCUCCUCACCCGCGAUCAAAUUCCGCGCCUAACUAGUACUCAACGUAGCGAUCCCUACAUUGUUUUCGCUGAAAAACAACAAUAGGAAGAGGAACAAUUCGCGCGUACUGAGACACACGAUGUGUAGAAUGAAAUGAAGUCGUCGCUCGAUGCGAAGAAAUGAGGAGUUUUUAGCAGGAUAUACCGGCGUGAACGGAGCUAGCUAGCUCGGGGAAAGAUCAAAAGCGGAUUCAGGAUUUUGAAUUCGAUAUGUUUUAACAUUUUAAGGUUCUUAGACUGAACUAAUUGUAUUUUUGAAACUAUGAGCUCGGAAUUUAAUAUUUAUUAAAGAGAAAAUGCUCUGUUUCCACCUUGAACUAUAUACGAAAUUGCUGAGACAAACCCAAACUUUAGGAGGGUCGUAUUACCCGCAUGGACUAAUUAAAAUCGUAUUUUUGGCAACCUCAGUGCCUACGUGGCACAUACGUGGACCUUGAGUGUGUUGAUUCACUGAUGUGUCAUGUAGGCACUAAGGUUGCCCAAAAUAUGAUUUUUAAUUAGUCCAGGGAUAAUAGGACCCUCCUAAAGUUCAAGUGUGUCUCAGCAAUUUCGUGUAUAGUUCAGGAUGGAAACAGAACAUUUUCCUUUAUUAAAAUUUUAGCGA
This is a messenger RNA of Capsicum annuum, 1399 nucleotides long. RefSeq lists its product as uncharacterized. Bases 33 to 722 code for a protein of 229 amino acids. The record is from RefSeq and is a predicted model, not a curated record. The transcript has 4 exons. NCBI's taxonomy places the organism in Eukaryota, Viridiplantae, Streptophyta, Magnoliopsida, Solanales, Solanaceae.